Molecule: messenger RNA, 1926 nt
Organism: Aspergillus versicolor CBS 583.65
Lineage: Eukaryota; Fungi; Ascomycota; Eurotiomycetes; Eurotiales; Aspergillaceae
Product: ubiquitin-specific protease UBP1
Exons: 2
Coding region: 1-1926 (641 amino acids)
Biological process (GO): protein deubiquitination
Cellular component (GO): nucleus; cytosol
Molecular function (GO): cysteine-type deubiquitinase activity; cysteine-type endopeptidase activity
Source: RefSeq, a predicted model, not a curated record
AUGAAUGCUCGCAGAGAGGGGAUUGAUUUCCUCACUCAGAGUCGCUAUAACAGCAGGACGUCCUCCGAUUAUGAUGAUUUCUGGCAUCACUUGCAGAACGCAAACCUAACAUAUAUUCUUGUGACAGCUGUAUCAGUUUUCUUUUUCCUUAACUACCUUAAACCAGUCCCAGCAUCGGUUGUUGGCACCGUGUGGGAUCUCGUCGUCUAUCUAACGCCGUCUCGAAUAAUCGCCGCCCUGGACUCGAAAACCGCAACAGAGGAACCUUCGGACCCGCCAAACUUCCAAGCAAAAAGCGAGGCGAUGCAACGUAUACUCGGACUCGAUCAUGCUUCGUUCCCUUCAUUUUUCCCUCGGCCGACGGCUCUCUCCGGACUCAGCACCGCCCUCUUAGGAAGCAAGGACACUGUUCCCCCGGGGUUAGGGAACUGGGAUAACUCGUGCUACCAGAACAGCAUAAUCCAGGGGCUAGCGUCGCUCCCAUCGUUUGCGGAGUUUCUAGGGCGGAAUAUCGAUGUUCUUAGUGGGAAAUUCUCACUUUCGACUCAUGAAGCACUCAGGGGGAUCAUCGAACGGUUGAAUACUGCGGAUAACCACGGUCAACGGUUAUGGACUCCCGCGGAUUUGAAAUCUAUGAGCAGCUGGCAACAGCAGGAUGCCCAGGAAUAUUUCUCGAAGGUGGUCGACCAAAUCGAUCAUGAGGUGCAGCAGGCUACAAGACGACAGACGCGCAACCUUGGUUUGAAGAUGGCGGGACCGCAAGAACACGUUAUUGGGGCUGCUUCAACACAGGCGAAUAGCUCUGCUGAAUCAGGGCAGUCGGCGAAGCAAUCAUUCCGCAAUCCUUUGGAAGGCCUUCUUGCACAGAGAGUUGGAUGCAUGCAAUGUGGAUGGACAGAAGGACUCUACGAAUACGAUGUCCGGGACUGUCUGGAUGAAUAUAUGAACCUGGAGCCGAUUGAGGGUGUGGAGUGCGCGAAAUGUACCUUACUUCGCGCUCAAGACCAACUUCGCAAUCUGCUGCAGCAAAUCAAGGAUGACGAAAAACUCUCACAAACGGCCGAUUCAACUACCAUGUCGGACGCGCUCAAAACAUCAGCUGAGCAGCGACUGCGGGCUGUUGAGGAGGCACUAUAUGAUACCGAUUUUACGGAAAAGACCCUGUCGAAGACAUGCCACAUCCCCUCGAAGAGCAGGGUUUCUACAACAAAGUCAAGGCAAGCUGUUAUUGCAAGACCCCCCAGCUGCCUCGCCAUUCAUAUCAAUCGGAGUGUUUUUGACGAAAAUACUGGUUUACUGAGAAAGAACUACGCCGCCGUCAAGUUCCCCGGGGUCAUUGAUUUGAGCGAAUGGUGCCUAGGAGGAAGUUAUGCGGAAGCCGUCGAGGAGAAGAUCGAGAACUGGGGCACAGAUCCUCGGGUAUCGAUGCUACCCCCACCAGGCGCCGUGAGAGAUACUUUCGGACGCCGUUACGAGUUGCGUGCGGUAAUUACUCACUAUGGCCGCCACGAGAAUGGCCAUUAUAUAUGCUAUAGAAAAUACCCCGUCGAUAUAUUCCCGGCCCACGUCCCCGAAACAAUUUUGGAGGCGGAUGGCGAGAAAGAAAAGGCCGAACGUUGGUACCGACUGAGCGAUGAGGACGUUCAAAUGGUUAGCGAGGAGAAUGUGAUGACCCAGGGAGGUGCAUUCAUGUUGUUCUAUGAAUCUGUUGAAGCGUCUGGCUCUGGGCUAGGCGAGACCAGCUCUAAUGGAGUUGGGAAUCCAGCAACGAGCUUCAGUUCUGCUUCACCGGAAGAUAUGUCUUCUAUUACCUCGACAGCCACCGAUCGUUCGACAGUCUCCGACACAUCCCGCGCUACAAGCGUAUCGACCGACGGUGUUGAUACACCCAGCGAGAAGGACCAGCCUAACUCGGAAGUCGACUAG